Messenger RNA from Rosa rugosa (rugosa rose), 2331 nucleotides. RefSeq names its product senescence-associated carboxylesterase 101-like. Gene Ontology annotation, molecular function: carboxylic ester hydrolase activity. The coding region runs from base 366 to 2141 and encodes 591 amino acids. Gene Ontology annotation, biological process: defense response; lipid metabolic process. The record is from RefSeq and is a predicted model, not a curated record. The transcript is spliced from 4 exons. NCBI's taxonomy places the organism in Eukaryota, Viridiplantae, Streptophyta, Magnoliopsida, Rosales, Rosaceae.
UUAUAUAAGAAGUCUUCGGUAUUUGAGUAAAAAAAGGUUGUUUUGUGACAAAAGUCGUUCUAGUGAAAAUAACAAAUGUGAUGGUCUGAGACGUUAACUUAUUAGAGAAAGAGAGACGGACAGGGAAAGCGAUACGGACAGGGAAAGCAUCUUGUAUCUAGCUAAGGGAAUAAGGGAUGCUUUCAUGAAAUUUCGUGGUUUCAGACACAGAACAAUAAAGACUAGUUGCUGUUGACUUGCUUGACGAAGACGAAGACUUCCUAUGCUUCGUACAUUUCAGUAGGUUUCAUGGGGGUCGCUGAUUUAGGCAAAUGAUUUAACUAUCUAACUAUACAUAUGACCAUUCUGCUGUCACUCUUAAGCAUAUGCCAGAAAGCUUUAAGAUGACCGUAAAAAACCGGUUUAGCAGCGGCUUAGAAUCGGGGAAUCUUGUGGUGAACUCUGAUCCAGUACACCAGGCAUGGUGUGCGAUUGAGCAACAAAGACAGAUUAAUCCAAAUGCAGAGCCAUCCUUGUACAAUGAAAUCCAACCAGAAAAUCCAAUCGUCAUAGCUUUUGGCACUCCACCUGGCUCACUUCAGGGACAAGAAGGCUUGGUUUCAUCAAAAGAUUUUGCUCACUUUGAAUUUUUGUGCAACAAAAGCAAUCCAGUUUUCUGCAUCAAUGAAGCAGCAAUCAAACUAUUUCAGUCACAUUAUAGUGAUCUCCUCGUUCUGAAAAAUAAGCUGGUAGAGAAUAGCAAGGGCAAAACCCCACCAUUAAUAAUCAUCACUGGACAAUCUCUGGGAGGUAGUAUAGCUACACUGUUCACCUUAUGGUUGCUAGAAGGCCUCAACUUGUCGAAAGCCAAACGCCCAUUUUGCAUUACUUUCGGUUCUCCCCUUGUUGGCGAUGAACACCUUCGAAAAUGUGUGUUAGAAUUCUCAACUUGGAAAUAUUGCUUCUUGCAUAUAGUCUCCAACCAAGAUCAUACUCCUAAAAUCUUUAUGUCCCAAAAUACAACUGGUGCUUAUAAGCCAUUUGGUACAUUCUUAUUAUGCUCGGCUUCGGGUUGUGCUUGCUCUGAGGACCCGGAUUUCGUUUUGGAACAAUUUGUGACAACCAAUUCUCACAGUGCUCAAACUCAAGAUCCUAAUUUGGGGUUCCCCUAUGGACAAAUUUUGGAGGAUCUCAAGCGCAAGGCAUUAUGUAAUGUUUUCAAGUCCAUUGGAGGGGAAAGAGAUCCACUUGAAGCUAGCAUAAUCACACAACUCCUAGCAAUUGGAGCAGUCUCACCGCAGUCCUGUAUGGAUAUCGACAAUCUGGUUGGGAAGAUGAAAAGACAUGAAACAAAGUUAUUAAUUCAGAAGAUGAAGAAUUGGGAUUCUGACAACAAGUUUAAUGAUGUUAAAAUUCACAUGGCCUACUUGGAGUGGUACAAGAAGGAGUCCAAAGAUAAAGGUUAUGGAUACUAUGACAUGUACAGAAAGAAGGAGAAGCCAGCUGACGUUAAGGUUAACGAGUAUAAGAAGAAACUCAUGAAUUACUGGGAGGACUCUGUCACAGAAAUAGAGGACAGGCCAAAGUUAGAAGAAGGAGCUUACUUGCGGCUUCGUUGGCUUUAUGGAGGCACAACCUACAGGAGGAUGGUUGAACCACUUCACAUUGCAGACUACUAUAAGGAUGGUGGGGAAAAUUACCAAACCGAGGAUGGGAAAAGGCCCAAACAUUUUACUCUGUUGGAGAAAUUGCAUCAGGAGAAGCAGGAGCAAGAAGAGAAGAAGAAGGAGCAAGAAAAGAAGAAGCAGGAAACACAGAAACAAGAAGAAAAACCAGAAUCUGGCCCAAGCAAAUCCAAAAGAAAGAACGUGGGUUCUAUUUUGAAUGAUGAUUCUUGUUUUUGGGCACGUGUUGAGGAAGCUCUCAUCUUGUUGAAGAAUGGAGGACUAACUACUGAUGACAAAGGGAAGUUGAAAGAGUUUGAGGACUAUGUGUGGAUUGCUCUCAAGAAUUAUGCAGUGUCACCUGAGAUUUUCUUGAAGAACAGCAGUUUUAUGAAAUGGUGGAAUGAGUAUAAAGGAAUUGUUGACAGCUCUUCAUCGCUCUCGCACUUUAUGAAAAAUGGCGGUCCCAAAGAGUACGAGGAAGGGAAGUUUACCUAGUUUGUGAUCCAAGUAAGGUUUAUGCCUUUGAAAAUUGUGUGUAAUUUGGUGUGUUUUUCCUUCUGUUUUUGUAUUGCUCUCUGUGUUCAGUUUCCAGUCUUUGGAAUUGGUGGUUCAAUAAAUUUGUUGUAAUAGACCCUGUCAAUUCCUGACCCUAGCUUGUGGGAAAAGAUUGGUUUCUUGCUGUGUA